GUUUAACCAAAUUAUGUGUAUCAAAGGAACGUAACAGAAUAAAAGUUUGAACAUGACUGCAAACUGUUUAUAUGUGUUCCUGUUUAUGCAGACCUUGAUGUUAACAUUGGGUAAACUGGCUAUUAAAACCAACUGCAAUGUAAAAGGAAGCCCCUGUACUAUAUCAUGUUCCAUUCCCGCAUAUGAACAACUAGCAUCAUGGAGUAGAGACAACAAGCUUAUGACGUCAUGUUCUGAAACUUCUUUCUGUAAUACGCAAUCCAUCCUGUUAUACAGUUUUAGCGCUAAUCGCACAGGAAUUUAUGUAGUUAUCUCUGAUUUGACUACAAACGAAAAUGGUAUAAAAUGGACAUGUACACAUGGAGUUGAUACGCCAGUUAGCAUUUCUAUAAGCAUUCCAAAGAGAGAUCACAUCGACGAAUCAGGACUCGCUGGUGGAAGUGUAGCUGGAAUAGUUAUUGGUGUCUUGGUACCUGUUAUCAUUGGUAUAAUCAUUAUUGUAUGUCUUGUUUUCCGGAAUAAAAAAGACGAUCGUGUUCGACUAAAUUAAAAUAAUGAAUACAAAUUAUAAAAUAAAAUGCAAAUGCAAGAAGAAAUUCAACUAAUGCGUACAAUUAACAGUAGCAAAUAAUUGAA
This is a messenger RNA of Mytilus trossulus (common blue mussel), 636 nucleotides long. RefSeq lists its product as uncharacterized. The coding region runs from base 53 to 550 and encodes 165 amino acids. The record is from RefSeq and is a predicted model, not a curated record. NCBI's taxonomy places the organism in Eukaryota, Metazoa, Mollusca, Bivalvia, Mytilida, Mytilidae. The transcript is spliced from 4 exons.